Molecule: messenger RNA, 948 nt
Organism: Dipodomys spectabilis (banner-tailed kangaroo rat)
Lineage: Eukaryota; Metazoa; Chordata; Mammalia; Rodentia; Heteromyidae
Gene: Mlana
Product: melan-A
Exons: 5
Coding region: 378-725 (115 amino acids)
Cellular component (GO): trans-Golgi network; melanosome; endoplasmic reticulum membrane
Source: RefSeq, a predicted model, not a curated record
UUCAUCAUUUAAAUGAAAUCCAAGCUUAACUGGUUAUCCUAUUUUUUUCUCUGGCAACCCUACUCAGGAGACCCAGCUUUGAAAUUAAGUGGUUUCCUUAGGAUAAAGCAUUGGGAUUAGGGGAAACAAAGAGGCCACAUGAGCUCUGUGUGUGUUUUAAAGUUUGGAAUGAAGUUGAUUUCUUUCAUGCUAAAUAAGCAAUCAGACCACUCUGUCAGGAAUUCAAACUCGUGACCACCAUGGGACUCAAGAUCAAGAAAAACAUUUUUGAUGGUAAAGAUUAAGAGCCAAAGAAGCAAUCUUCACCCACACAGAGCCAGAGGACGGGCAGAGGACGGUAUCACCAAGGAAGGUAUCCUGUGUCUGAACCCUAGGAGAUGCCAGGACAAGAUGUUUACUAUGGUUACCCCAGGAAGGGGCACAGCCACUCUCACAUCACAACGGAAGAGGCUGCAGGAAUUGGCGUCUUGACAGUGGUCCUGGGAAUUUUACUGCUCAUCGGCUGCUGGUAUUGUAGAAGACGAAGUGGCUACAGAAUCCUGACGAACAAAAGUCCUCAUGCUGCUACUCAAAGUACAUCAAGAGAAAAAUACCUGCAUGAAGUACUUGGUUAUGAGAACAGUUGUCCAUCUCAGGAGAAAAAUUGUGACCCUCUGGUUCCCAAUGCUCCACCUGCCUACGAGAAACACUCUGCAGAACAGUCACCACCACCAUAUUCACCUUGAGAGCUAACUACUUGAGAAACGCUGAAAUGAUUUCCCUUUAUGCUUCUGCUUUAACUUAGUGUAGACAUCUAAUAAUCUUUCCCAGAAUGUUGAAACAACAAUGUAUUAUCUCUAAUAUUGUUGCAUUCUGAAAUGGGCCACUGAUAGUACUAAUCAAGUUAGGAAUGAUGAAAAAAUAUUAAAAUCGGAAGUUUCCCCAAUAAAUAUUACAGUGCAAACGCUA